AUGCAAUCCGUGAGAGCAGACAGCGAACAUGCUUGUUUUGAAAGUUCCUGCUAUAAGUUUAAUCUCACGCAUAAAACAUGGGACGAGAGCAGAAGGACUUGCAAGGACCACCUUGGUGGUGAUUUAGUUUCCAUUGAAACCGAAGAAGAAUGGAACUUUAUUAAUGAUAAGAUUCAAAACCGCACUGAACACCGGUGGCACAUCGGUUUGGUAAAAGAGAAUGGGGGUUGGAUCUGGGUGAGUGGAAGACCACUGACUAUUUGUAAAUUGGGAGAAUCAAGUUGGGGCAGAAGUAAGGGCAUGUUAGCCAAGAAUGAGCAACAGGGCCACCUUGCAAGUCAAGACGCUGCCGGCAAAAAUGUUUCGACUUUGCCAUAUAUUUGUGAAAUACCAAAAGCUAUUGGGGAAAACUCUUCCCAGAUCAAUUAUCAAGACUACGUUGAAAUAUCUUGCACAUUAGAAUAUGGCAAGAAGAGAUGGAUGCAGAAUUGCAAUUUCACUGAUGGCAAAUGCAAUCUUAAUUGUUCCGUAACCUUCUGCAAGAGUGGGCAAAACCGCAUGUCCGAGGACUGCGGAAAGUAUUGUAGUCAGACGUAUAGCCCAUUGGAGGCUGUAACUGUGUUUGAAGAUUGCACCUUAAAAAUCAAGAACGUCACAAAAAAUAAGGCCAGCAUGGAAGACGUUAAAAUACAGAGAAAAUCCAUCUUUGAGGUGGCAGAGGCCGUCGAAAAAUUUGCUCUUAAUUAUAGCAGGCGACACCUGAGUGAAACGAGACCUUCAGUAACGAUCAUUUCCCCAACAAUGGUUUUGGACAUUCAAAAAGUCUAUCGCCAGAAUGCGAGUGACUUCCACUUUGAGGAACAACGAUGGCAAGCGAGAAUCGAUAUCGCUUCUUCAAAUUUUGAAGACAAUGAAUCAUUGGUAGUUGCAUUUGUGUUCGAGAAUCUGCAUGAACUACUUCUGACAGAUCAAGCCAUCACGAGUGAAACAGACAAUCAAAGGUAUCUCAACUCCAGGAUAAUGGCCGUAACUAUGGACCCCAAGCCAGAGAAAUUGCGAGAAAAUGUCAUCCUUAAGUUCAAAAACCUGAAGGUCUUGACAGCAGAGAAGCGUUGUAUGUUUUGGAGUGGCUUAAGCGAAAGCUUUUCAGAGGAAGGAUGCCAUGUGAUUACAUCAAAAAGCAACUCCGAAGAAACAGUUUGCAGUUGCAAUCAUUUGACGCAUUUUGCCGUCUUAAUGGACUACGACGGCAGCACAAAGCUCACCGAGGAGGACGAAAAAAUUCUGAAAACUAUCACUUACGUGGGACUGAGCCUUUCCAUCGUCGGGAUACUUUUAACAUUAAUACUUUAUUCUUGCCUCACAGAUGUUCGUCAACCUCUUUCUCAAAUUCGUCUGAGUGUUUCUACGUCUCUUGGAGUUGGACAGAUCAUCUUCCUCGCCGGAAUGAACGCCACAGAAAACAAAGCUGUCUGUGUUACAAUAGCAGCUCUGAUGCAGUAUUUCUUGAUGGCCGCUUUCUGUUGGAUGCUGAUUGAGGGAAUUUAUCUCUACUUCUUCGUUGUGAAAGUUUACAACAUUAACACCAAGAUGUACAUGUAUCACGUCACCUCAUGGGGUCUUCCAGUGAUCAUGGUGGCCAUGUCACUUGGCAUCGCUGCUGGAAAAGAAGGGUUACAAAGCUAUACGAGUGAUAAAUAUUGCUGGCUUUCCUCGUCUGACAACCUGAUCUGGAUAUUCGUCGCUUUUGUGGCUUUCAUCGAAGUUCUCAAUAUCUUGAUACUCGUACGAGUCAUAAAGGAGACGAGCAAUUUGUUGCAGCCGAUAGGGGAAGAGCAUCAUUCUCAGCAAAUACGAAUUGGCAUCAAAGCAUGCGUGGUAAUGAUUCCCCUGCUGGGUGUCACAUGGGUAUUCGGUCUCCUCUCGCCUGUACAUAAAGCUUUCGCUUACAUCUUCACCGUACUUAACUCUGCUCAGGGUUUCCUGAUUUUCGCUCUACACUGCAUGCGAAACAGUCAGAUCAGAGAGCGAUUCAAAGGAAAGAUGAAUAUCGUUUUUCCAUCUUCUAUAAAGAACAACUCCACAAGUAAGAGCUCACAGGUCAAUCCAAGUGAGGUUGGGGAUGUAUGGGCAGUUGAAAUGCAGUAUUGUGCUGAGUUUGAAUUGAAAUCGCACGUAACUUAAAUAAUUGGAUCCAGCCAACCGGAAAUGACAGUCAAUUACUUAGUACAAUCACUAAGUUAACAGCAAUAAGUAGGCUACGAUCGGUCUGACUUGCGAUCAGCAGCUAAAAAGAGGUCUUUCUUUUUAUUAUUGUUUAAGCACUCAACCAGUUCAGUGUAAUUGUAACUUAUCUUCUUUAUGAUUAUAAGCUUAUUUUCUAAGCGACCUUAUAUUUGUAGGCAAGAUUCAUCGAAGUAAAUCAAUCCAUAAAUUCAAUUUUCUAAUAGCUCAGUAUCUUGAUGACUUUCCUUCGAAUAAGACCACAGUCUACUACAGAUGAGGCGGGAAUUCAUGUCAAGAUAUCACGAAUUGCCUUUCUUUAAGAAGCACUCUAGCACGCACCUUUAAUUGAACGUAUUUAUCUUUCGAUUCUUACGCGCCAACUUUCUGCGCUUACCGCAUAAUUAUUUCAUAUUCGACGUUUCACUUAUUGAGUUUACAAACUUCUCACCAAACGCUGUUAUUACUUUUAACAAUGAGCUAUAUGGAUAAUAACUUAAAGUAUAAGUUUCUAGAAAUUUAGAGAAUGCCUAGUCAUGCUGAAAUGCAUACCAAGGAACUUUCUGAAGCAUUUUACUAGGUUACUUAGUUAUGAUAUAACACUACCAGUAUGGUUGUGUUGUAAGUGUCCGGAAUUUCCAAGAAUACUUUGUACAUAAGGACUCAGUUGUGCAGCAGUAAUGUUGUUGUCGGGAGUGACUGACUUUUCAGAAGGCUAUACCGAGAGAGAGGUACUGUGGAAAAUUGUUAAUUUUGAGGCACUUUGGAGACAACUGUGAGAUUGUGUCAGUGGUGAGCUAAGAAAUAGUUUGUGGUGGGCUUCAAUCAGUUUAUUUAAGGAUAAUUAUUCUACUUCCUUUUACAGUCGGUCAUUGAUAAAAAUAUUACAAGUUGUUUAAUAAAGUAGUUACGUUUGUUAAUAAAUGAUGCUCUUUCUGUCUGUUAAAUUGUACCGUAACAAGUAAUACUAAUAG
This is a messenger RNA of Pocillopora verrucosa, 3197 nucleotides long. NCBI's taxonomy places the organism in Eukaryota, Metazoa, Cnidaria, Anthozoa, Scleractinia, Pocilloporidae. The record is from RefSeq and is a predicted model, not a curated record.